AUGAAUCCCAAUCUUGCGCGCGCGGUGAACGAAAAGAAGCCAGUCCCCGAGAUCGACUUCACGUUGCAUACAAUGGAAGAUGGCUCGCAAGUGUCUACAAUGGAGCGGGUAGUAAAGGAGGUUCAAGCGCCAGCUCUUAGUACUCCCCCAGAUGACAUGUUUUGGUCUCCCGAUGAUCCCUCCAAGCCCAACCUUGCGUAUCUCAAGCAGCAUCUGUAUCGCGAAGGUCGUCUCACCGAGGACCAGGCACUAUGGAUUAUUCACGCAGGCACAGAGGUACUCAGGUCCGAGCCCAAUCUCUUGGAAAUGGAUGCUCCCAUCACAGUCUGCGGUGACGUUCACGGACAAUACUAUGAUUUGAUGAAGCUGUUCGAAGUUGGCGGUGACCCGUCCGAAACCAGAUAUUUGUUUUUGGGUGACUACGUCGACCGUGGAUACUUUAGUAUUGAGUGUGUUUUGUACCUCUGGGCGUUAAAGAUCUGGUAUCCAGAUUCGCUCUGGCUCCUGCGCGGUAACCACGAAUGUCGUCACCUUACGGACUACUUCACCUUCAAGUUGGAAUGCAAGCACAAGUACAGCGAACGGAUUUACGAGGCUUGCAUCGAGUCUUUCUGCUCUCUGCCGCUGGCGGCGGUUAUGAACAAGCAGUUUCUCUGUAUCCACGGUGGUCUCAGCCCGGAGCUUCACACUCUCGAAGAUAUCAAAGCUAUUGAUCGUUUCCGGGAACCCCCCACUCACGGUUUGAUGUGCGAUAUUCUUUGGGCCGAUCCCCUGGAAGAAUUCGGCCAAGAAAAGACCGGCGAUUUCUUCGUUCAUAACAGCGUUCGCGGUUGUUCUUAUUUCUUCUCUUACCCAGCCGCCUGUGCAUUCUUGGAGAAGAACAACUUGCUCUCGAUCAUUCGAGCACACGAGGCCCAGGAUGCCGGAUAUCGCAUGUACAGGAAGACACGCACCACCGGUUUCCCUAGUGUUAUGACAAUCUUCAGCGCACCUAAUUAUCUCGAUGUUUACAACAACAAGGCCGCAGUGCUUAAGUACGAAAAUAACGUCAUGAACAUUCGGCAAUUCAACUGCACCCCUCACCCCUACUGGUUGCCGAACUUUAUGGACGUCUUUACCUGGUCCCUGCCGUUCGUUGGUGAAAAAAUUACCGAUAUGCUGAUUGCUAUUCUUAACACCUGCUCCAAGGAAGAACUGGAGGAUGAUGAAACCCCCUCCGCCAUUAGCCCCUCUACAUCCUCCCCUGCCUCGGCACAGGAACUCGAAUCCAUCGAAGUCCGGCGACGCGCCAUCAAGAACAAAAUUCUUGCCAUCGGUCGUAUCUCUCGUGUGUUCCAGGUGCUCCGCGAGCAGUCCGAGAGUGUCAGUGAGCUGAAAACCGCAAGUGGCGGUCGUCUUCCUCCCGGUACUCUCAUGCUCGGUGCCGAAGGUAUCAAGCAGGCUAUUCAUAACUUUGAGGAUGCCCGAAAGGUCGAUAUCCAGAAUGAACAUCUGCCUCCUAGCCAGGAGGAAGUCCUGCGGUCAAGCGAGGAGACUCGCCGUCUAGCAAUGGAGCGUGCUGAGCAGGAAGCUGCCAACGACACCGGACUCGCCACAGUCGCUCGACGAAUCAGCAUGUCUGCCGGUUCCAGUCGCAACCGCCGCCAGCGUGACGCACGCGAUUCCAAAGAGGCCUAG
Messenger RNA from Penicillium taxi, 1677 nucleotides. RefSeq names its product serine/threonine-protein phosphatase 2B catalytic subunit. Gene Ontology annotation, biological process: fungal-type cell wall organization; calcineurin-mediated signaling. NCBI's taxonomy places the organism in Eukaryota, Fungi, Ascomycota, Eurotiomycetes, Eurotiales, Aspergillaceae. Gene Ontology annotation, molecular function: calmodulin-dependent protein phosphatase activity; calmodulin binding. Gene Ontology annotation, cellular component: calcineurin complex; cytoplasm. The record is from RefSeq and is a predicted model, not a curated record. The coding region runs from base 1 to 1677 and encodes 558 amino acids. The transcript is spliced from 5 exons.